UUUUAAGAAAUCAAUUCAACCUAGUCGAGUAAUGGUUUUUCUCUUUUUUAGAUUUAAAAAUCUCAUGUAUUUUUAGCAAAUUAUUCCGGAGUUUCAUCCUCACUUGCCCCUCAUUCCCAUCUCUAUUUACCAUUACUAUCAAUGUCUUCUUUGUCCACCAUGAGAGUCACCAUCUCCACCAUGAAAACCCCUCUUUCUCACCAAAUCCUAACCCUAGUCCGCAACCAAUUUCCUUCCCAUAAUCAACUCCGCUACUUCGCCAAAUAUGUUCCCUACAAACCACCCCCAAAGCCCAAAAUCCACCAAAAUCUCAGAGCAAUCAAAACCCUAAAAUCCCAUCUCAGGGAUUCUUACUUCAUCGCACCUUUUCCCUGCCAUGGCUUUUCUGCCAACAAAUUCAAACCCUUAAAAUCUGCCCUUUCUUCCGACCCAUCUGCAGCUAAGCUUGUUUUUGUCAAAAACUCUCUUGUUUCUAAGGCCCUUUCUGGGACCCAAUUUGAACCGUUGGGAAGUUGUAUGAAAGGGAUGAACUCUCUCCUUUUUGUUAAGAAAGAAGAUGCUGUGGGACCUGUUAUGGGAAGUGUCAAAAAUGCUGUUAAAGAUAGUAAAUUAGAGUUCAAUGAUUUUCCUGGUGCUGUUGUUGGUGGUCAACUUUAUGGGCAUUUGGAUUUAGAGGUUUUUCAAAAUACUCCAUCUAAAGUAGAGGCUUAUGGGAUGCUUCUCGGUUCGCUUUUCGGACCUUCUUCGACAUUGAUGGCGAUCUUGGAAGGGUUUUGUGUUGAUGAUUCCAACAAUGUAGAUGGUUCUGAUGGUGUUGCUGAGGGUGCGACUGAGAGCAAGAAAGAUGUGAGUGAGGAUUUUGCUCAGUGAUAUUGCUAUUAUUCAUUGAGAGGGAAUUUCGCUUGUAACAAACGCUUAAAUAAUUGGAGCAAACUUUUGGUGAGCAGGAUCUACAAUUGGCAAUGCUGUUCAAUGGAUCCUAAGUUACCGGAGAAGAUGGACUUGUAUGGAAACAAAUAUUUUUUUCAUUUGUUUGGGUUUUCAAUUCUCUUUUCUCAGAUAAAUGGGUUUGAUAUAAAAUUAGUUGGCUUAACCCUUGUACCAACAGAUAGCUCUUACAUAGUUUUAGGAUUCAUAUUUUUGGCUUAAA
Amaranthus tricolor (Joseph's coat) is the source of this 1150-nucleotide messenger RNA. Its product is annotated as 50S ribosomal protein L10, chloroplastic-like. The record is from RefSeq and is a predicted model, not a curated record. Gene Ontology annotation, molecular function: structural constituent of ribosome. Gene Ontology annotation, cellular component: large ribosomal subunit. Gene Ontology annotation, biological process: translation. The transcript is spliced from 2 exons. Lineage: Eukaryota; Viridiplantae; Streptophyta; Magnoliopsida; Caryophyllales; Amaranthaceae. The coding region runs from base 142 to 870 and encodes 242 amino acids.